Molecule: messenger RNA, 5710 nt
Organism: Linum trigynum
Lineage: Eukaryota; Viridiplantae; Streptophyta; Magnoliopsida; Malpighiales; Linaceae
Source: the annotation of a GenBank genome assembly
ACAAUGGUAUGGAUUAAUGAAUUGUUGUGUUUGUUUGAAUUGACUUAGUCUUUUAGCAAUUUUCAUAGGCUGAAAAGGACCCUGCUUUUAAAUUUUCAUCCAACGUAAUGUAUGAGAUUUAUCUAAAUUAGGCGGUCAUAUGUUGUGGUCUACACUCUACAUAUACAAAUAUACAUUAUAGGAACAAUAUCAAGCUUUAUAUUUUAUGAGUCUAAAAGGAUGAACGUUUAACUCUUGAGUGGUUAUUCAAAGUGUUAAGUAUGUGUAUAUAUUAGAUAUAUAACUAAUUAUUUAUCUGGUUAAUUUGGUUUGGCUAGUUAGGAGUGUCUGAAACCAAACCAAACCACCUAAACCAAACAAGCUAACAACUUUAACCAACCAAACCAAUUAUCCAAAUUAACCAAACCAAAUUAUCCAAAUAGUACACUGGUUAAAACGGUUACCAUGGUAACCACACCGUUUGAACACCCCUAAUAUUAGCUAAUGAUCAAAUCUCUUGAUUUCAGACACGGUUCAUAAACAACAACUGUGGUUUCAAGGCAGUGGUGGAGUUAGAUCGAGCCCUCAAUUCCAAGGUAGAUAUAAAAUUUCAUGUAAAAUAAAAAAAUUGAAAUAAUGAGUAAGUAUUUAGCUCUCUCUUCAAUUACAACAAUAUUGGUUCAAAUCUAUUAAAUGUUUUUUUAACCCCAUGAAUUCUCUGCAAUUAUAGUCAGGAAAGCUAUCAUUUUGAUUCUGGACACAAGUUUAAAGAAGUGCUUUUUUUAGUCUUCUUACUUUAGAAGUCGUGUAAGCGGGGACAAAAAGGAAACGAGGAAAACGAAACAACUUAAACCCAAGUCUUCCACUUACAUUGGAUGGAACAGAGGAGCCACAUCCACAAACCACAAUGGUGUACACACGACACAAUCCUAUUGCUAGGUAACCAAUCGAGGAAAUUAAUUAAAGCAGUUUAAGAUAACAUUGUUUACUACAAAGCGAUUAAGCAUUAUAACCACACAAAAGUAAACACUAGCUAUGUAUCAAUGAUACCUUAAAAAGAAAGUAAAGACUAGCUAUGUAUGUAUGUUUCAUCGUAUGUGAAAAAACAUAAAUUGGAAAUUAUAUUAUGUGUCACGCUUUGUUGCAACUAUUUCUUUGCGUAAAUAGAAUCAUAUUGUAGGAAGAAAAUUAAACAUGCCUUAAAUUGUGAAAGUUAAUUCAUGUACUGAAUGUUCCGUAAAUUAUGAGGUGGCCAUCAAAUUUCAAAAUUGUGUUGUAUCAUUUUUAGACUUCUCUUUGAUUGUCCAAACAAACUAUACAAAGACUUUUUCAAAUAUACGUUCAAUUGAUGGAGGGUUUAAAGUUGGCUAUAACUCAUUUUUCAUACAAAAUAAUACACAUCACUGUCACAUUUUAUAUCCACCCGAGUACAAACAAUACUCUUAUUCACAAUUGAAUCCGAAUUUAUUGUGUUCGUACUAUGAUUGUGUUCUUCUCAUAUAUAUAUAAAAAAUCAUAGCUUUUCUCAAUCAACUUAAAAUUGGCACAAGAUGAAAUGUAUGUAUCAACAAGCAUGUCAUAUUUUGAGAAGCUUCCAAAGUUGAAUGAAUCUAUCAUAGAUUAGGAUCAAAAUUUUGGGCCACGUUUGAGUGAAGCUCCCCAACUCCAAGUGCAGCAUUAUAUAUAUCUUAUUAACUUCGUCUUCUUCUGCUUAUGCGUCAAUUGUCCGUAUUGCACAAUUUUGACUAGCUAAUCCUACCGCGUUUUGCAAUUAAAUAAACUCAUGUUACUAUGCAUAUAUAGUUGUCUAUCUAGUAGGGCUAGAGGAAGGAAGUAGUAGUCAAAAUUUGUACCCUGGCUGUUUAAUUACUUCUUCACGCGUUUAAUUAUUGUUUAUUUCACAAGUUUUGACCUGAGUUUAUCAUUGGUUAAGAGUUCAUUUAUUUCUGUUCUAACAACCUUGAUUCUACUUUUACCAAAGAGUUUAUUUAAUUAGUGCAAAUUGUUCUAACAACGUAGCAUUUCAACUUCUUAUGCCCGCGCCCGCUGGACAACGCGAGAGAAUGAACUUGAUGGUUUAUAUAUGUAUUUUGGGUUAAUAUUUUCGUAUUGCCUGAAUUUUGAUCAAAAUAAACAUUCUGACCAAUCUUUUCGAUCUAUAACAUCCUGGCCCGAACUAUACACCAAAAUAAACAAUUUGGCCAAACCAGAAUUUUGACCGUUAACUUGGACGGUCAAACGCGUUGACCGUUAGUCAACGCGCCAUGUCACUGCCAAGUCAGCAUAAAAUAUUUAAAAUAAUUCACAAUUUCAACACAUUCCCUAAUUUUAAAUUAUUAUAAAUUAAAAAAAUCAUCUAAUACCUUAGUUAAACCAAAUAUAAUAAACAAAAAAAUUAAAUAUUUAUAAGAUUUUCUGACUUGGCAGUGACAUGGCGCGUUGACCGUUAGUCAACGCGUUUGACCGUCAAGUUAACGGUCAAACAUCGGGUUUGGCCAAACUGUUUAUUUUGGUGUAUAGUUCGGGCUAAGAUGUUAUAGAUCGAAAAAAUUGACAAGAAUAUUUAUUUUGAUUAAAGUUUAGACCAUACAAAAAUAUUAACACAUGUAUUUUCUCUAACUUAUCGGUGAUACUAUACGACCUAUUGGAAGUAUCGAUCCACAUGAUUAGAAACUAACAUUGGAAACUGAACGGGUACGUAGUAGCUAGGUGUACGUGUAAAAUGUUACAUACAUGUUCCUCUGUGCGUAAAAGACAAAACGUUGUUAUUUUUUUAUGAAUAAAAGACAAAACGUUGUCAUUAUUGAUAUUGUUAGCCUAAUUAACAAAAAGAGCAUCAUAAUUUGUUGAGAGAGCCGCUAACAAAAGGCUGCAGGGAACUUCUAUAUUCUUAUCUUAAAAAAAUAUAUCAGGCAACAGAGAAUAUUUAAGUUCAAUUAUUGAGUUGAUGAUGGUCUCUCUAAAAACUAUUUGUAAACAUAUUAGCAGAAUAUCAAGAAAACAAUACAAUUUGAUCAGAAUAAACGACGCAAUUAAGUGUGACAUAAUUUGGGAUUUAUUUUGGCAAUAUGCAACAGAAUUCUCUCUCCCACGGCAAUUAUAAUUCAUUUAAGAUGGAAGGUAGAUGUCAGUGUCGCCGUUAUGACCUGUAUAUUUAAUUAUUUAUUUUUUUAUAUAUUGAUUGAUAGAUGGGUGCGUAUAAGAUAACCCGAAUUUGGCCACAUUUUGGUAGUCGGUUUUUUCCCUUAAUUUGAAGAUUCAACUACUAAAACUGUCGCCUUGCCCCCAUUUAACAACUUCAAGAGUUCUAAAUUAUACCUCAGCAUUGAGCCCUUAAAUUAACGGGGUUUUCUAUUAAAUUUUUUUGUUAGUGAUAAUUUCUUAAAAAAAAUUUCAUAUGCGACGAUUUGUUAAGAGAAAGGGUUCCAACCAAAAAAAAAAUAUAUAUAUAGAGAGAGAGAAAAGAAAAGGAAGAGACACAGAGAGUAGCAAAAGCCAAGGCAACAAUGAAGUCUUUGACUAAUAGGAAUGCGUCGAUAUGUUGGAUUGGGAUUCAUCAUUCACAGCGCAGAAGGGAAAUAAAACUGUGCAUGCAUGCAUGUAAAAUUAUAGCGCUCACAAAAUGCAUGCAUGCUCAUCACAUUUACUGCCAAUUGACGAAAGCUUCCCGGCGGCCGGCCACUACCACUUGCAUGCGGUGCCACGGCGGCGCCCACCACCACCGUCACCGUCCACCGUUACCGUCGGUUUUGUAGACUUAUAUGCUACACGCUCCGAUUGCAACGCUGAUUAUAUUAAUGUAUCUGUUGCAUCAACAUCAAUAAUAGCACGAUCGAUGAUUCAAACAGGCUAGCUAGCUAGCUAGCUAGCGAUAUACAUCCAUCGAUGAUAGAUUCUCAAUAUAAACAACAAUGGACGAAACGAGCAAAUAAACGUUAGACGAAGUCAUGUGAUUAAUCAUCAGCUACCCAUCCACGGACUUGAGAGAGACCAUAUUUCACUAUAUAUAGAUAACUUUUUUUUCUUCUUAAACUCGCUAAUGCAAAUCAGAGAAUUGGAGGAUUUGAUAAACCAAGAAAAUGAGAACAAGAACGAACACGCGACAAACGGAUUUACGUGGUUCGUUAACAAGAUGUGUGUAAGUUAGUCAACGGGCAGGUGAGAACCAGUUUCACUAUACGUCAAGGAGAUGCAGAUUACAGAGAAUAUGAGAAGUAAUUAUAGUACUUCUCCAUGUGGUCUAAACCUAAUCCAAUCUCAUAAAGGAAAACAGUUACAAACCAGGAACCCAAAUACCCGUGCAAUUUGCAAAAGCCAUAUAUAUAUUGUGUGUGUUUCUUUGUUGAAUAACGCCAUAUAUUAUUCAAUGGUUAGUACAACAACGAAGCCCUAUAUAUAUAGCAACUAGUCAUAGCUCCUAGAUAAAUAGAUUCAACAUACAUUGUAUCCCUCGCUUUGAUGAAUUAACUAGCUAGGCGUUCGUAAGUAACAAAACUGGUGUCAAUAUCAGAAAUCGGCGCCACUAGGCCAUGUUGCUAGCUAGCUUCUUGCUCUGACAGACACGAUGAGUUUUCUGCGAAUUAUGAUUUGAAGGCUUUCUUAGUCAAAGGGGUGGGCAAACCGGCCAAGAUAUGUAGAUAGAGGACUUGUUGUAUAAUAUCAUGCAUGCAUUAUGCAUACAUCUAUGGGCGGCAUUCAUUGAAAGAGGUGAAAUGCUUUGUUGAGUGGAUAAGACCAAUAUAUAGUAGUGAGUUACGUGCACUUUGGCCUGGUUUUAUAAUUUCUCGGUUUAUGAGAUUGAAGUUUGUACGGGUGUUAUAUCAGGUGUUUUAAUUGAACGGUUAAUAUUGAGAUUAGUGAGAACUUGAACAAGUUUUCAUAUUGUAGUAAACCAAAUGAUCUCAAUAAUUAAAAUUGUUGGGAAAGACCUGGAUCUUAACUACUUUCUUACAUAUAUUAUCUUUAAAUUAAUUAGCAAUAGUCCUCAUACAUCAUCUACAAGGAAUUCGAUCUGUGGUACCCUUGAUUAAUUCAGAGUUACCUCAUACCCUUAAGCAGAGCAACAAUAUCUAAUCCAAGAAUUAAUUAGAAUUGGGAGUAUGAUACUAUACCCUUACUCGAGUGAUUGAGUCAUGUACCCUCAUUCUCCGAACCCUUUUAUGGUGUACCUGGUAGUAUGUUGGAUAUUUCUCAACGUAUGAGAAUAAUCAACGUUUAGAGAUUAGAGACUUCAGUGUCGAUGAUUCACUCAUUGAGAAUUUACAGUUCAAGGUUUAGGGAAUUCUCAUAUAUAUAGGAUUACACGAUGAUGAUCACUUAUAAGAAAAUCUCAUGAACGUUUUAAGCCAAUGAACAACUACUAUUUUUUGAAAGUUAGACGACCAAGCACCGAAAAUGAUAGAUUGAUGCAUAUUGUAUAAGAUAAUGAACCGAGUGUUUUGAAUUAGAAAUAUUGACACAAAAUCCUACACAAGACAUACACACCUCCAUUGAGUACAUGAGCUAAAACUAGACAAUUGAACUAUCAUUAGUAGUUAUGCCAAAUAUUGUGAACUUUCAACACACUUUUACUGUAAGUUAGGCAAGAGUCAAUAUUUAGUAUAUAUUUACUGAUUUACUGAAUGAGUUCUUAAAUCAAACCAUGCAUUGACUUACACCAAGAAAUAAAAACUAUUUUUAGUGUCUGUUAUUUGAUUGAGAAAUUAACCGAUAAUAAAUCAAUGCCCCAUAA